Colias croceus (clouded yellow) is the source of this 1371-nucleotide messenger RNA. RefSeq lists its product as uncharacterized. The transcript has 6 exons. Gene Ontology annotation, molecular function: chitin binding. The coding region runs from base 121 to 1056 and encodes 311 amino acids. NCBI's taxonomy places the organism in Eukaryota, Metazoa, Arthropoda, Insecta, Lepidoptera, Pieridae. Gene Ontology annotation, cellular component: extracellular region. The record is from RefSeq and is a predicted model, not a curated record.
UGCAAGUUAUAAAGCAGGAGAAAGCACGCCGACCGCGCAGUCUUUUAGCGCGGCCUUUGCGUCCUGUUUCGCGCGCAUUUUGACAAGUGUAAUUAAAUCGGAUACUCUUAGUGCAUAAACAUGAAAAUGAGGUGGAACGUUUUAAUAGCAUUACUGCUCAUUGGCACAGCGCUGGCAUCUGAGGAAGAUGACAGCAUCCCUGAUGCUGAGGUUGAAGAUGAAGAUGAAGAUUCUCCACUAGAUCGAGAGGAAUCCCGUAAUCUCCGGCCACGUGCUUACACCCCUGUCGCGUAUCCGAACACAUUACCGACUGGUUUCCGCCCCACACCCUCGCUGGCCGAGCUGGCGGGGUACCAGCGCCAGCAGGAGCAGCAGGAGUACGUCGUGCCAACAAGACAACAGCAACAGCAGAUUUACAUUGAGGAACAGAGGCAACCUGCCCGCGCUCCUCAUAGGAAGCCACAAGAGCAACGCCCAGCCAAACUCCAGCAACAAUCAUCAGAAGAGGAAGAGUUAGAAGAGAAGGAAGAACCCGAUCGUCUCUCCAGCCUGCUUCAGCAGUCCAAAUUCGACUGUGCCACCAGGAAGUCUGGAUACUACGCUGAUGAAGAUCUGAACUGUGAAGUCUUCCACUACUGUCAAGACAAUGUCAAGCAUUCCUGGAUCUGCCCUGAUGGAUUUACUUUCCAUCAAGUUCACCUCAUCUGCAUGCCGCCCACUCACGACAACAUCUGUCAGAAGUCUUCGAAGUACCACUUCGUGAAUGAAUACCUUUACAAACAAAUUAACGAUGAGGAGGUUCAGAGGAAGCCUAAUGCGCCAAUCAGAUACUCCGAGAGGUACUACCCCUCUGAGGUCUACACUGAUGACCGAUAUGAAAGGGAGGAUGAAGAAGAGGAAGCAGACCCUCGCAGACAAGGUCCCCAAAUACAAGAGAGGCCAUCUCAAAGACAACAACAACAAUACCAACCACAAGUCUUCAGAUCAGCUGAAGAAGUGAAUAUACCUCUUAUCCAAAGACGUCCUCAACCGCGCCCUUACGAUUUUGAACCAUAAAUAUUAAAUAGGGACAUUCUGUUUGCCAGAUGUUUCCGAAAUUAGAAGUAACAAUAACAUUGUAAGUGUGGCUCUAAGUUAUUUGAUUGUUGACUUUCAAUCUAACGAACAAUAAUAUAAACCUAUCAUGCUCUUGGUGCUACAUCUCACAUAAUUUGUUGAUACUUUUUAAUGUGUAAUACUUGGUAUAGUUUAAGUUUAAAUAAACUUAUUUAUGACACUGUACAAUAAAGUAUUUUUGUAAUGAUAUUUGUAAUUUACAAAUUAGUUGUAAGCUAGUCUGCUAGUGCUAAGGAAAUAAAAAUAAAUUAAAAU